Poecilia latipinna (sailfin molly) is the source of this 1728-nucleotide messenger RNA. RefSeq names its product SPG21 abhydrolase domain containing, maspardin (gene spg21). The transcript is spliced from 7 exons. Bases 375 to 1307 code for a protein of 310 amino acids. Gene Ontology annotation, cellular component: trans-Golgi network transport vesicle; cytosol. NCBI's taxonomy places the organism in Eukaryota, Metazoa, Chordata, Actinopteri, Cyprinodontiformes, Poeciliidae. Gene Ontology annotation, molecular function: CD4 receptor binding. The record is from RefSeq and is a predicted model, not a curated record.
AUCUCAAACUGCAGUUCUCGAAGGCCAGAGUCCUGCAACUUUUAGAUGUGUGCAUCGUCCUACACACUGGAAUUAAAUGGUAAAACUUCCUCACCCUCGAACUUGACUUUAUGCUGAUGAGCCAAUCAGAGCUAGGUGUGCUGAAGUAGAGAGACUUCUAACAGUAGUACACUGGUCCUUCAGGACUGGAGUUUGAGACUGCUGCUUUAAGCUGCCAGGACCAUCAUGUCUUGAAAUGUGUGUACAGCAACGACCAGGUAGAAUAGUGUUGCAUGAUGUGGGAUUUUUAUUAUUUUUAUGGGCAUUUAAUAAAUAUUGUUUCUUUCUAAUAUGGUGUAAUAGUGUAUUACCAUACACUAUCAUUUUUAAGAUAAAUGCAACCAUCAGGUUACAGAACAAGUGUCUGUGUUUGUGUGCGUGUGUAUGUUUUCCAGAUUAUUGUUGACGAUGACGACAGCAAGGUGUGGUCUCUGUAUGAUGCCGGCCCAAAAAGUAUCAGGUGUCCAAUCAUCUUCCUUCCCCCAGUCAGUGGGACUGCGGAGGUGUUCUUCCAGCAGGUGCAGGCCCUGACUGGCUGGGGUUACAGGGUAAUCUCGCUGCAGUAUCCAGUAUACUGGGACCUCCUGGAGUUCUGUGAUGGCUUCCGGAAGCUUCUGGAUCACCUUCAGCUGGACAAGGUCCACCUUUUCGGGGCGUCUUUGGGAGGAUUCUUGGCUCAGAAGUUUGCAGAGUAUACUCACAAGUCUCCCAGAGUGCACUCUUUGAUCCUGUGUAACUCAUUCAGUGACACGUCCAUAUUUCACCAGACAUGGACUGCAAACAGUUUCUGGCUCAUGCCAGCUUUCCUGCUGAAGAAGAUUGUCCUGGGAAACUUUGCUAAAGGACCUGUGGACCCUAAGAUGGCAGAUGCAAUCGACUUCAUGGUAGAUAGGCUGGAGAGUCUGAGCCAAAGCGAGCUAGCUUCAAGGCUAACACUUAACUGUCAGAACUCCUACGUUGAGCCUCACAAAAUAAAAGAUGUUGCUGUGACCAUCAUAGAUGUGUUUGAUCAGAGCGCCCUCUCACUGGAGGCCAAAGAAGAGAUGUAUAAACUGUAUCCCAAUGCUAGACGGGCACAUCUGAAAACUGGAGGAAACUUCCCAUAUCUGUGCAGGAGCGCUGAGGUCAACCUUUACAUACAGAUUCACUUGCGUCAGUUCCAUGGAACCAGGUAUGCUGCCAUAGAUCCUGCCAUGGUAAGCGCAGAGGAGCUGGAGGUUCAGCGGAGCCACCUGAGCUACAAUCAGGACUCUGAGGACAACCAAUGAGCCGACGUUGCCCUGCAGUCUGGCUCACCAGGACACAUUGAUUCCUGAGCUCAUUUCACACCAGGCUCCAGGGACUUUUCUGUAUAGUCUAACAUUCAAUCAAAAAUUCAACUAAGAAUGUUUUUAUUUGUCAGAUGAAGCAAUAUUUUCAUAUUGACGUGUGGUACAUUACCGCUGCUUUGCUCUGGAAACCAUACACAACACCUUGCCUUUUGUGGAAUGAUUCUUGCACUCAUAAGCUGCCUGAAUGGUGUGUUCACAUCUGUUUGAAAGAGAAAUUGUAGUAGAUUGUGCCAGCUGUUAACAGAAUAUUGAACACACUGGAUAUACAAAGAUACACUGUACGUCUAAAAGUUUGCGUAAUUUACCAAUAUGAAUUUUGUUUUUUUGGAAUACAGUUUUUCUUUUUGAUUUCAUAUUU